AUGGCCGAAAGAAUAACAGGGAAGGUCAAGUGGUUUAGCGACCAGAAAGGCUUCGACUUCAUGACCCCCGACGACGGCUCCGAGAAUCUCUUCGUCCACCAGUCCUCCAUCCAGUUUGAGGGCUUUUGCAGCCUCGCUGAGGGCGAGACCAUCGAGUUCAAGAUCAAGAUCCUUAGCUAUAGCAGGGGCGGUUACAAAGGGGCGGCUACGGUGGCGGUGGGAGAGGAAGGUACGAAGGAAGAGGAGGAGGCGGCUGUGGCCAAGGCGGAAGCUGCUAUAACUUAA
Messenger RNA from Syzygium oleosum, 285 nucleotides. RefSeq lists its product as uncharacterized. The record is from RefSeq and is a predicted model, not a curated record. NCBI's taxonomy places the organism in Eukaryota, Viridiplantae, Streptophyta, Magnoliopsida, Myrtales, Myrtaceae. The transcript has 2 exons. Gene Ontology annotation, molecular function: nucleic acid binding. Bases 1 to 285 code for a protein of 94 amino acids.